GAAGAUCAAACACUGUGGAGAGAUUGCGAUUAAAAAUCUGAUUUUUAAAACCCAGCUCCGUCUCGCGACACCAUGCCCACCGCUCAAAUAAAUUCCCCUUCACGGCCUCACACCGCCAGAGGUCUCCUAGGGAUCCAUCGCGCGCUGCCCAAGAGGAAGAUCAUCAAAUCCAGAGCUCCGGUGGAAAGUAUGGCUCCAGCCCAAUUCUUGCUCCUCUUGUCCAUCCUCGCGGCAUUCUCCGCCCAAAUCGCCCGCGGCGAUGCCGAUCCCUUCCAGGACUUCUGCGUCGCCGACGUCAACUCCACCAUCAAAGUGAAUGGCUUCGUCUGCCUGCCCAGUGCCGCGGUCACGCCGGACCACUUCUCCUCCAACGCGCUCGCCAAGCCCGGCAACACCUCCAACAAGCUGGGAUCUGCCGUCACCACCGCCAACGCUGCUCGCUUCCCGGGCCUCAACACUCUGGGCGUCUCCAGUGCCCGCGUCGACUACGCCCCCGGCGGCCUCAAUCCUCCUCACGUCCACCCGCGAGCCACCGAGCUGCUCUUCCUGGUCGAGGGAAAGCUCUACGUUGGCUUCGUCACCACUGCCCCCGAUAACAAGCUCUUCGCCAAGACCAUCUCCGCCGGUGAGAGCUUCGUGUUUCCCAAAGGUCUCAUCCACUUCCAGCUCAAUGUGGGCGAUUCUCCUGCGUUUGGCCUCGCGGCUUUCGGGUCCCAGAACGCCGGAGCGUCGCAGGUUGCCAAGGCGGUGUUUGCUUCCAUGCCGGCGAUCGAGGACGCGGUGCUGGAGAUUGCCUUCCAGGUUGACAAUGGCGAGAUCAAGCAUCUGAAAGAAGUGAUCAGCAAGACAUGAGCCAAGUGAAAAGAGUGACUUUUCUCGUACCUCGUUCGUUCCUUUUUCUUUUUCUUUUUGGUUUUGGUGGUCCUCUUUGCCGUGCUCUUCCUCUUUCGGAUGCCUUGCUCGGGCAUUUCGCGUUUUUUCGCGUCCUUGUCUUUUGAUAAUGUCUUUUGAUAAUACUAUAUAAGUUUUCGUUUGUC
Molecule: messenger RNA, 1037 nt
Organism: Selaginella moellendorffii
Lineage: Eukaryota; Viridiplantae; Streptophyta; Lycopodiopsida; Selaginellales; Selaginellaceae
Product: putative germin-like protein 2-1
Exons: 1
Coding region: 73-852 (259 amino acids)
Cellular component (GO): cell wall
Molecular function (GO): manganese ion binding
Source: RefSeq, a predicted model, not a curated record